Molecule: messenger RNA, 579 nt
Organism: Synchiropus splendidus (mandarinfish)
Lineage: Eukaryota; Metazoa; Chordata; Actinopteri; Syngnathiformes; Callionymidae
Product: protein DEPP-like
Exons: 2
Coding region: 19-396 (125 amino acids)
Biological process (GO): regulation of autophagy
Cellular component (GO): mitochondrion
Source: RefSeq, a predicted model, not a curated record
AUUACAGGAUCACCACCAAUGUCUGGACAACAAGGCGCACAUCAGGGGAGGAAACACAGGCGCUCUCUCCUCUCUCUGCCACUGCUGCCCACAAUAACAGAAACACUGGAGGACCCUCCAUCUCACCCCUCAGCCUGUCAAUCUCCUCAGCGGUCCCAGACCCAGGACGACUACAUGAGCAGCAUCCAGGCGCUGGCGCGUCCAGCUGAGGUUUUGAACUGUGGACCUCGCAGACUUCAGAGGUCACCCAGACUCAAGCAAGUCUCAAAGAUGAAGAGCUCUCUGCCUCGGGCCUCUCCACGUGCUCUCAGGACCUCGAGUCUAAAGGACUCAGAAGAGUUUGACUGUCGAGGGAAAGACCCUUUGGACUGGCUCUAUGGACAAAUACACACUUAAGACAUGGAUUAAAGUGGACCACUGCACUUUACAGGAUGAUGCUGGACAUUAAAUGAAUAUGAAGACGGCAGGACCAGAGAUUCUGAGGGGUGGACAAGUUAUUUAUUUAACCUUGUGUUUACAGUCUCUCUAUUCUAUAUAAAUGUUUCCUAUUUUUGUAAUAAAACACACAAACAAAAAGGA